Molecule: messenger RNA, 2772 nt
Organism: Pygocentrus nattereri (red-bellied piranha)
Lineage: Eukaryota; Metazoa; Chordata; Actinopteri; Characiformes; Serrasalmidae
Gene: suv39h1b
Product: suppressor of variegation 3-9 homolog 1b
Exons: 6
Coding region: 18-1277 (419 amino acids)
Cellular component (GO): nucleus
Molecular function (GO): zinc ion binding; histone H3K9 methyltransferase activity; protein binding
Source: RefSeq, a predicted model, not a curated record
UUGGCGGUAGUGAGAAGAUGGCGGAAAAUUUGAAAGAUUGCAAAGUAGCAUGUCUUGCUACUUUCAGCCAGCUGGAGUCCAUUUGCAGAGAGGAGGGAGUCAUCUGCAGAGACCUGGGGAUCACCAAGAACAACUUGUGUCAUUUUGAAGUGGAAUACCUUUGUAGCUACAAGCGUAACGUUAUCAAAGUUGGGAAAACACAAGAAGUGCAGGAGUUUUACUUGGUGAAAUGGAAAGGCUACCCAGAGUCAAUGAACACGUGGGAGCCACGAAAGAACCUCAAGUGUACAGAUCUACUCAGCUAUUUCUGGGAGGAUAUGAUGCAAGAGCUCUUGAGACGAAAGAAACGCACUGUCCCCAAGACACUGGAUGCUUCCAUUGUCUCCCAUGUCAUCCAGCGGGCAAAGCUCAGGCAGACCCUUAAACAGUGGGAGACUCACAUGAACGGUCUGGGUACCCACAAAGGCUGUAUUUAUGUUGAAAACUUGGUAGAUAUGGAGGGCCCACCGAAGAACUUCACAUACAUUAAUGACUAUAAGGUGGGUGAUGGGAUCUCUCUGAACGAAGUGGCUGUUGGUUGUGAAUGUACAGACUGUCUGAACAAUCCCGUGGAGGGUUGCUGUGCUGGAGCCUCACAGCACAAGUUUGCGUACAAUGAUUCUGGACAAGUGCGCAUUCGACCAGGGCUGCCCAUAUACGAGUGCAACAAGCGGUGCUGCUGCGGGCCUGAGUGCUCCAACAGAGUGGUACAGAAGGGUAUUCAGUAUUCACUAUGCAUUUUUAGGACAGACAAUGGCAGAGGCUGGGGGGUGCGGACCAUGGAGCGCAUCCGUAAGAACACCUUUGUUAUGGAGUAUGUAGGUGAGAUCAUCACGACAGAGGAAGCAGAGAGGAGAGGUCACAUCUAUGAUAAAGAGGGAGCCACCUACCUGUUUGACCUGGAUUAUGUUGAUGACGAGUACACAGUGGAUGCUGCUCACUACGGCAACAUUUCCCACUUUGUCAAUCACAGUUGUGAUCCAAACCUCCAGGUGUAUAAUGUGUUCAUAGAUAACCUGGAUGAGAGGCUACCUCGGAUAGCUUUCUUUGCCACUCGCUCUAUCAAGUCAGGGGAGGAGCUUACCUUUGACUACAAAAUGCAGAUUGAUCCUGUAGACGCAGAGAGCACAAAGAUGGACUCUAAUUUCAGUUUGACAGGACUCCCAGGUUCUCCUAAGAAGCGCACACGUAUAGAGUGCAAAUGUGGAGUGGCAACAUGUCGGAAAUAUCUCUUUUAGAAAACAGUAGGGCUGUGAAUUUGUACCAUGCCAAAUAGUCACUGAAAACAGUGAUCUGUCAGAAGAGUGAAUGCUAUGAAUUUAUUGUGUAGGAACAAAAAUCCUUACAGUUAAGAAAAUAUUCAAAAUGAAUAUUUUGUUGAUUCUUUGUUCCAUUUUGUUAUCUUAGUAUAUCUUGAUGAAUUUGAUUCAUGAAAGUUUAGACUAUGUGGUCUCAGAAGAUAUUUUUCUAUUCACUAUUACAAAUUUUUGACAUUUCGAUGGUUUUCUUGUCAUUUGGCAUGAUACUCUUAAGGCUGUAUUUCCCCACAUUGGAAUUGUGAAAGUGUACUGUUCUUUGUAAAUGAUUUUCUUUUCUUCACCAAAAAAGUCAGAUGUGUGUCAGUGUCAGUUUGGAAAGGGACCUUGCUUAUUCUUUUUUUAAAUUUUUUUUUAUUACAAAUGUUUUUAUAGUUUGAGUAUUUUUAUAAGAAGUCUAAUUUUUUAAGUCAAACAGUAAUGAUAAUAAUUAGUACAAUGUCCUUGAAAUACAAAGGAUAUUUUUAACUUGAUGGUGAUAAAACCUAGUCUUCAACUAAACUACACUGCCAAUGAGGAUUCUGUUGAAAAUCCUUUUUUAGCCUAGGUGUAAUCUUUCUGGAAAACUUACCUGAAGACGUGCAGCUUUUAUUUCAUUAAGCCUCCAUUAGGGGGCAAAACUGUAACACAAAACUGUACUGAUCGGACCAUUUGUGUAAGUCACAUAGGAAAGAAAAACAUUACACGCGAGUUCCUUUUUCAGUUAUUGGCUUGAAGUUUACAGCUUUUUUGUUUUUGUGUACACACUAUUGUGGAUCCUGGUGAUUUAUGUCAUAUGGUGGUACUCCAUGGUGUUUUGUCUGAAUAAGUCUACCAUUUAAACCAUGCAUGUCAAACUGGGGAUGUUCCAGAUCGAAGUGCUGCAGAGAUUAACAUUUACCCUCAUCUAGUGCUUCAGUUGAUGAAAGCCUUGCUAUUUAGCUGAUGGGCUGAAACGUGUGUUUAAUGAGGCAGAGUGCUGAAGUCUGCAGUGUUUUGGCCUGUGGGGAUUGUAGCCUGACACAUGCGAUUUAAUGGAAACGUUGCUAUUCUCUACUACAACACCUAAAUACAUUUUUUAUGGCAUCUAAAGUAUAGACAAAAAACCAACCAAACAAAAGCUGGUGCACAUGAUAAUUGUUCAUUUGCUAAAUUUACCUCUUUCCUUUUCCCUCACAGAUUGUUUCUACUCUACCACACUUAUUUUGUCUAACCAAAAGAAACACAGUAUUUGUAAAAAUUGAGAACAGGGCUUCUGAUAUCAAAUCCAGUCUUUUCUAUUGCUUCAUCUGUACAUAUUGUCUGAAUGUAAUGUUUAAGGCCUAAAUCAAGGAUUGCUGAAAGAGUUCACUAACAGGGCACCAUGAACAUACAUGUUACUACAUUUUAGUACAUGUAGUCCUGUAGAAAAACCUGCAAAGUACAUACAGGAAUUCCU